AUGGCUGAUAUCAAUGAUCGAUCCCGUAUUUCGGUGUCUCCCUUUGGAGACCCAAUUCCGGUCAGCACGGCAGAGUUUAGAGCAGUAACUAAUGAGCCAACAAUGCCUGACGACGACAUCAUCAUGUCGGAUCCGUCACAUAUCUUCAAUACUCAGGAGGCCAGUCCCACCCCCUUCCGGGCCACCGAGAACACGCAGACAGUGAUUGACCUGACUUGCGACGACGAAAGCAAUCAAGCUAUGGAAGAAUUGACCUCUGACAUGGCCAAUGUUGCAGCCCCCUCCGCCAUCGCCCCCGGCGACGACUCGGCGAGUGUCCGGUCUUCCGGCAACUCUUCUCUCAUCAGCAACCAGUCUGCCAGCUGCAGCCCAACGCCAGAGACAACGCACCGAGGAAUAACCAUUGGGGGUGUUGUGUUCAAAGCUGGAAUUUCCCUAGAGCUUGAUGACGGCUCUUUUAUGCGUGUCCAAGACGUGAUUCCUCAACCUCAUGACCUGCGUCUUUUCGGCAGGCGUCUUUACCGCACGACUCACCCAGAAGCCAAGACAUACCUUCCAAAACUCAACGAUGAAUUGGUCUGGCUUACUCAGAACACAGACCACGUCAGCAUCAAGAGAGUCAGACAGGUUGUGCCCAUUCGCUUCACCAACUUUCGGACUGAUUUCAACAAUCUCACACCGGGAGCAGAACUGACUUGCCGUCUGAAGCUCACCAUUCGCCAGAACGGGGUUGUCAUUAUCCCUGGCCACCCACCUUUGAGUGCAGAGCAGUGUGCAAUUGAAUGGUUGAACUUCUCCGAAUCAGACCCAGGACUUGGCAAACCCGCGAACCAACUGCGUGCCGAAUGGAGGGGGGUGACUGUGCCUUUCGGUGAGGCUAGGGCGUCUUCCAUGGCUAGGGAUCUUGAACGACAGGGUGUGAUUGAUUUGACUGCUCCUGACCGUGCUUACACCUUCGGUGACGCCUAUUGUGGUGCUGGUGGUGUGUCUUGCGGGGCCAAGCAAGCUGGCGUGAAGCUUCAAUGGGCUGUUGAUAUCGACAAAUAUGCACUGGAAACAUAUCAAAUGAAUUUUGACGAUGUAGAGGUUGAGCAUUCGGACUUCUUCAGUUUCCUUACCAACGAUCCGAGAUUCCUACGAGUUGAUAUUGCACACUGCUCACCCCCCUGCCAAACUUGGUCGCCUGCUCAUACUGUGCCCUGCCCUCGUGAUGACGCCAACUCCGCCUGCGUCUUUUCGGCUGGAAGCCUACUUCGAGAAUCACGGCCCCGGGUGUUGACAAUGGAGGAAACCAUGGGAUUGCCGCAACGAUUUCCCGUUAUAUUUAACCGAGUUGUACUGGACAUGGUUGAAUUUGGAUAUUCUGUUCGCUGGUCGGUACUGGGGUGUGACGAAUAUGGUGUGCCUCAGGAGCGGAAGAGGCUGCUUGUCAUUGCUGCGGGACCCGGUGAAGUUCUGCCACAUUAUGCCCCACCCACUCACGGCCAGCCUGGUCACGGUUUACUUCCCCGAGCGACCAUUUCAUCCACCAUCGACAACAUCCCUCCUGAUGCUGACGAUCACAAUGUUGAAGCGGGACUGGCGCGGUGGGCUCUGAGCCACCGACCUUCGUUUGAUCGCGACUCUCUAGCUAGGACCAUUACUUGCGGGGGAGGCGAAUACAACUACCACCCCUCGGGGACCCGGCCCUAUACCAGUCGUGAGAUGGCCCUGUUGCAGACAUUUCCCCUGGACUUCCAGUUUACUGGAAGAUUUAUGCGCAAGCAGAUCGGAAAUGCCGUGCCCCCGCUCUUUGCCAAGGCCAUCUAUGGAGAGAUCGUCAAGUCUCUGUGUGAGACUGAUACAGAGGAGGCCAUGGGAAUCUUCCACUGA
Molecule: messenger RNA, 1872 nt
Organism: Penicillium verrucosum
Lineage: Eukaryota; Fungi; Ascomycota; Eurotiomycetes; Eurotiales; Aspergillaceae
Product: DNA cytosine methyltransferase
Exons: 2
Coding region: 1-1872 (623 amino acids)
Cellular component (GO): nucleus
Molecular function (GO): methyltransferase activity
Source: RefSeq, a predicted model, not a curated record